Argentina anserina (silverweed cinquefoil) is the source of this 881-nucleotide messenger RNA. RefSeq lists its product as uncharacterized. The record is from RefSeq and is a predicted model, not a curated record. Gene Ontology annotation, molecular function: protein binding. NCBI's taxonomy places the organism in Eukaryota, Viridiplantae, Streptophyta, Magnoliopsida, Rosales, Rosaceae. Bases 113 to 577 code for a protein of 154 amino acids. The transcript is spliced from 4 exons.
AUGAAAAAAGAAUGAAGGUGGUUUAAGAACAUGAAGAUCCCAGAAACGCAGCCUCUAAAAUCUAUGAAAACCAGAUAACAAAUCCAAUCCAAAAAAGAUUCCAACUUUUAAAAUGGGAAAGUCCCUACCUUCCUCGACCCGGCUCCAAGAGUUGACCCGAAUCAUCGCCUCCGACAAAUUCUCCCGCCCCAAACGCCCCACCCAGCGCUGGGUUUCGCCGCCGCAGACCGCGAAAACGGGUAACAGUCUUCGGGUCGACCCGGAACGGGCCAGUCUGAAGAUGGAGAGCUCCGAAGAUCAGGGCCGGGUCCCGCUGGCCCGGGUCGUCUCGGACUGCGCCAAGCGGUGGUUUCAGGACACGCUUAAGGAGGCCAAGGGCGGCGACACCGCAAUGCAGGUGUUGGUGGGGCAGAUGUAUCACAGUGGAUAUGGUGUUCAGAAAAACCCUGAAAAGGGACAUGCUUGGAUCAGUAGAGCUUCAAGAAGUCGAAGAGCGGCUUGGAAAGUAAGCGAGAAGCAACCAGGUUACCACGCAAGUGAUUCUGACUCGGAUGAAUUGGAAGAUGUCGCAAAGUAAAAGCAGAUGCACUUUCAUUUUGGAAUGUUUACUUAUAGAGAUGAAAAGAAUGUCCAUAAAUUUCAGUAAGUGUGUCAUUUGCCAGCAGAAAUUUCCUGUCUGUACCUUCUUGGAACACAGAGGAUGACUCUUUGGGAUCUGUUAUGAGCAAAUGAUUACUAAUAUGAUGGUCACUGUAUUGCUACCUGCAAACUGCUUUUGCAUCCACCUCAACCUAUUGGCCCCUUUCAAUAUGCUUCAACUAUUAGCUUAAAUCAUGAAAAAUGUACUUUCUUAGGAGAUCACUGCUAUGUUAAUGAUCAUG